CCGCUUCAGAGAUUCGUCAGUGGUGUCACAGCAGCUGACGCGCAGGAAAGAGAGAGAACGAUAAUACAUUUUUCGAGAGGCUUUCGUCGUUGUUCUUCGGAAUAACUUGAUGAAAAUUAAUCGGCCUCAACGACGUUGGUUUUGCGUCGCUCAAUUUGACACUCCUCAAAAUACCAGUUAUUGAAUAUGGAAACCGCAAAAAAUCUUGAGCAGUGUGACGAAUGGAGGAAACGAGCUUUCCUUGGUCCUUUGCCAGCCAAUUUUCUCAGGAUAGAGGAACCAGUUUCUGGUAAUCAGCAAGUGGAAGCUGAUCGACAAGCUGCUUUUGCCCUGCAACAAAUGCAAAAUCAGACUAUGUCUGUGAUGGGUAGACUCACUAUCACUGUUGUACAAGCCAAACUUGUUAAAAAUUAUGGUUUUACGGGUAUAGAUCCAUAUGUCAGAUUAAGAGUAGGUCACACAAUUUAUGAAACUCACACAGACAGGAAAGGUGGCAAAAAUCCACAUUGGAAUAAAGUUAUUCAAGUUUUCCUGCCUCCUGGAGUAAAUAAAAUAUAUGUAGAGAUAUAUGAUGAAUGUUCUUUUACAAUGGAUGAGUUGAUUGCUUGGGGCCACGUAGAUAUUCCACCUCAAGUUAUUGAGAAAGGAACAACUUAUGAAGAUUGGUACUUACUUAGUGGAAAGCAAGGAGACAAUCAAGAGGGCUCUAUUAAUUUAGUAUUAAGUUAUACAACAAGAAUUCCAAGGGCAUACAUGGAAAUGCCACCACCUGUAAUGAUGGUACCAUCAACAAAUAUGGCAGGAAAUUUUGCACCUUUUGCACCAGUCAAUGUGUACACAGCACCUCCUAUAGCUAAUCCAGCUCCUCCUGCUGUACCUGCAAGUUCAUUACCAAAUGCAGAAGAAGAGUUAAAACAGAUUUCUGAAAUGUUUCCAAAUAUUGAUAAAGAAGUGAUCAAGUCAGUAUAUGAUGCGAACAUUGGUAAAAAAGAUACAACUAUUAAUUCACUUCUUCAAAUGGUUGAAUAAGAAUCUUUGCCGUCCUAUAUAUAAAUAUUACCAAAUCUCGCUCUUAGCUUUUGAACCGCAUUGCCAUAUUUAUAAUUCUUUCGCUCAGGAAAGUAUUAUUUGCAAAAACAAGAUGUAAUAUAUUUAAAUAUUAUUAUGA
Phymastichus coffea is the source of this 1168-nucleotide messenger RNA. Its product is annotated as toll-interacting protein-like. Gene Ontology annotation, biological process: ubiquitin-dependent protein catabolic process. Gene Ontology annotation, molecular function: ubiquitin binding; ubiquitin conjugating enzyme binding. The transcript has 7 exons. The record is from RefSeq and is a predicted model, not a curated record. NCBI's taxonomy places the organism in Eukaryota, Metazoa, Arthropoda, Insecta, Hymenoptera, Eulophidae. Bases 187 to 1029 code for a protein of 280 amino acids. Gene Ontology annotation, cellular component: cytoplasm.